Messenger RNA from Babesia bovis T2Bo, 2214 nucleotides. Its product is annotated as Colon cancer-associated protein Mic1-like family protein. The transcript has 10 exons. Gene Ontology annotation, biological process: regulation of autophagy. The record is from RefSeq and is a predicted model, not a curated record. Gene Ontology annotation, cellular component: late endosome membrane; Mon1-Ccz1 complex; lysosomal membrane. NCBI's taxonomy places the organism in Eukaryota, Apicomplexa, Aconoidasida, Piroplasmida, Babesiidae. Bases 104 to 2164 code for a protein of 686 amino acids.
UAUAAACUUAAUUCUGAACAGCAUACCCAUGUAUGAUAGGAUGUUGUUGUUAUUCAUGGUUUUAUAUCAUUUUGGGUAUGCUGUGUACUUGCAAUAGCCAGUGAUGGCUGAGGUCGUGUUGUUCAAGGAACUCUACAGCUGGCAGAAUGACCACGAUCAGGGAGUAUUUGUUGACGGUGCUAACGGUCUGGUCAUUUACCAGAGUGUCUAUGACAAGAGUCUUCGAGUGAUCGACAGCUGCCGUAGUAGUAAUAUUUUUGACAGCAUAAGGUUUUCUAAGCCUUUAUGUGAAUCUAUUCUUUUUUCUUCGGAUGGUCAAUAUAUCCUUUUUUGGCAUAAUAAUCCCUUGGCUAUAGGUAUUAUUGAUACCACUAAUCCUGCUUCUUCCGACAUUAUCGUCGACAGCUCUUCAUAUGAGGAAACUAUAGUAUUGAAUGUAUUUUGGUCUCAAUGUAGCAAGAGCAGUGCUGAAUUCGUUGUUGCUUGCACUACGUGCAUUGACAUAUAUAGUUUCACUUUUCGUGGUUAUACCUUACGUCGUCUUUGUAGUAAGCGCAUCAGUUGUAGCCACGUUUGGAAUGACCUUGGGGGUACUUAUCUCGUUGUGUUAAAGAGCAACAAUGUUUUGCAACCAUAUCGCAUUAUUAGCAAGGAGGUUCGCCCUGUAACUGAUGUUGAAUUGAGUGUUCGUGAUGGCCACAAGUUGCAGCGUUCUGCAAUUACUGUUGUUACAAUAUAUGGCAGUACAUAUUGUGUAUAUAAGGACUUCAUCAAUGGGAUGGUAUCACUUCGUUCUCUUACAGACAGCAAGGCCGUCGACAUUGUCCUUGAGCUCAAGUGUCAGGGUUGGCUGGAUAUAGCUGUAUUUGACAAUUUAAUAUUCGCUUUAACUGGUGGCAAUGAGACGUACAUAUUUGACAUUGCAAUGAAGGAUCGUGCUUUAUUAGCUCGUGUUCCUCAGCGCAAGCCUUGCAUGUCAUCUAUAUCUAGUGAUGUACAAGUUUUUAUACCUAACGUUGUUGUUGACUCCUAUGGCGGAUUUGUGUACAAUCUUACUCUGGACCACAAUAUGUUGAUGCUUGUUUUAUUACAGUCCCACAGUGAGGCUUUGAUUGCUGAUUUUUACCAGCGUCGUCAAGGAUCUAUUCAGCGUGUUAUAGAGAUAGUAAACAGUGCCAUGUCCAGCCGCUAUCGGAGUGACCGUUUACAAUUACUGUUUAAAUCUAUUGUAUCUCACUAUGCAAAAUCGUUGAUAGAGAUAAAUCAACUGGGUACGCGUACUGCCAACAACGUAUCUAUACCAUUUAACCUUGUUGAGGAGCACAUUGGGGAUCGUUCUAUUCUUACGGAGUACCGAUUUGGCAAUUCAGUUUUAUAUCCCUAUAUAUGCCAUGAGUGGAAUGUAUCACCAAAUGCAAAUAUAUUUGAUUUUACAAUGGCUCUGCUAUGUCAUCAUUACAAUUUUGAUUUUGACGGAAUAGUUCGUCUGCGUGAUAGCAUUGUUUUGGAGCCUCCGAGUAUAGACAACGUGAUUCUGAAGAGUAAAAUCGCAUCAGGUGGUAACAAUGUUUUAUCUGGUGAGGUCCGUGAGUAUUUGUCAUCGCCUGAUGGUGACAUUCCCGCUUUGUAUGACAGUUCAGUACAGGAUCGACCCUAUAUCAUAUCCGUUUUACUUUCAUAUUUUCGGGCAUUGAUAUCAUUCCACCUUCAACCUACUCACAUGCUGCAAGUACUGCUGUUUGACAUGUGCAUUUUGUACAACUGCUUGGAUGUUGCUUUACAUUUGAUUCGAUGUAGGGUCAUUCACGAUUCCAUAUUUCUUUGUUAUCGUAUGUUAUUUUUAUAUGCUGUUUUGCGGGAUCGUGUAGUUCGUCAGCAGUGUCUCGACAUGUGUGUUCGUCUGAAGGCUUAUGAUUUAUGUAUCUCUAUUUUCAUGCUUGAUCGUGACUACUACGGUGCUCUUGUUUGCAUUCGUACUUACCGUCUAUUAUCGUUUCCGCUUUAUCGCAUUUUAUACGAGGCUGCUAUUGAUGUGGAUGCUCAGACACGUAAGCUUCAUUCAUGGCCGAGUAUCAUAUCAUUCGUUCGACGCUGGGUUGAGGACUGCGGUCCUACAUCAGGUCCUAACCUUCAGGGUUGCGAGAUGUGGUUACCCAACUUAUAACAUAAUGUAGUUAUUUUUUUAUAAGUCUAAUAAAUUAAUGCAAUCUUUUA